GAUGAGAUCAAGAUUUGAGAUGCCGCAUAUGAUUCGUACUCUAUACAUACCAGCGAACGACGAAAUGCCAGCACGACAGACUGGCCAGUCUCAUCUUCUUCGCACUCACUACGCUGCUUGGCCUUCCCACCAGUCCCCAGGAUCACAUAUACCCAGCUUGGUGCAGCUACCAUGACUGUGACACCCCCGCCACCUCACUCUGUUGUUCUUCUGCAGGCCCCCGCGGGGAAUUUUGCUCGCCUGUUUCCAGUUCGCCAUAUCAUCUUCGAUCAAUUAGUCCUUGAAGAUCCAAGGCAAUACUGUACCCUUUCAAGGUCGACAUACAAAGUCGCUAUACACUUACUCCCACGCAAACUCACCAUCACGAAUAACAACUAUCAAAAGGUUUUACCUGGCCUGGCAAGCAAGAGCGGCCGUGAGCGCCUGGCGUUGAUUCAUUUCGAACACCUCAUUUUAGCGACCACCAAUCUUGAACUCCUCAAGUCUCUCCAGCUUGAAACCGAUUGCCCCGUUUUUGCUCGGGUGUCCCAAUUGGAAUUCGUCGAAAAAUUCCCCUGGGGUAGACUUGGCGACAUCCACUACGAACUAGGUACGGAGAACAUCGAAGACAUCCUCGCUCGCCAUAUUCCCGCAAAGGUGUUUAUUAUCAAUAUCAGAAAUCCCAUCACGCAGGGUUAUGGCUACGGUCCGGCUCUUGAUAGGAUAUCAAUGCUCUUAGCAGCAUUCGUUCGUGCUCGUGGCAGCUGUUCCUCCGAGGGGCCACCCGUGGUCUUUGAAUUGUGCUUCAGAUGCAAACACCGUGUGACGGGUUGGUCAGAGAGGAGAGCAAAGGCGGAGAUACGAGCGCCAAGAAUGGGUCAAAUGGAUGAAAUAGUGCUGCGAAAAUGGGUGUCGUUGAUGAUCGCCUCACCGUCCGAGGAGAUUUUGAGAGAAAGUCUCGAAACGUGCACGAUACCGUAUACGGAUGAUUAUCCAGCCAAUUGGAGCAUGGACACAAAGUAUCGGAUAACCCUGCAAUAAAAGGUUUGAUAAGCAUGUUGGAGGAGAAGGGGGACAUCGCCAUUGAGGUCGGUCUCCUCAGACAGGUCGAUCCAGUAUCAAUCAUCAAACAUUUCCUGUCUUGACAUGAAAUGCGUAGGGGGCCAGAUGAUGGAAAUUGGGAACCUUUAUGAGUCUCAUGAAAAAAGUCCAGUACAUAGAAGCACGAUGGGCCCCAAGAAAGUGACGGGCAGAGGAGUGGUAGUGAAGAAAAGAGAAAGACGGCGGGGAGAUGAGGUGUCAGGAAAAUAAGAUGAAGGUAUCUUAAUUGAGAGAAGAAACAAUUCAAAGAUAUACAAGAUGUAGUUCUAGAAGAAUUUGCAUUCAAAGCAC
Molecule: messenger RNA, 1371 nt
Organism: Cryptococcus deneoformans JEC21
Lineage: Eukaryota; Fungi; Basidiomycota; Tremellomycetes; Tremellales; Cryptococcaceae
Exons: 1
Coding region: 172-1020 (282 amino acids)
Source: RefSeq, a predicted model, not a curated record